UAAGAAGAAAGAACAAGAGAGAACAAUUACUAGUUCUCAUCGAGAGAGACUAUAUUAGUUUCCUUUGCAAUCAUGACGAACCAGCUGGAUUCGAGGAGAUCGGCCAAUUACAAGCCAAACAUAUGGGAAUAUGGCUUUCUACAAUCUCUUUCUGCCACUGACCAAGACAUGAAGGAAUACGAGUUGCGAGCUGAAAAGUUAAAAGAGGAAGCGAAGUUUCUCUUCGCGGAAGCAGCAGCAGACGACUGGGUGGCUAAGCUGGAGCUUAUUGACAGCGUGAGGAAGCUAGGGUUAGACAGCUUCUUUGAGGAUGAAAUCAAAGAGGUUCUCGAUGCACUGUCCAUAUCCAUCGGAGAUUCAAGUUUCCACAUCGUGAAACGGAACCUCCAUUUCUGCGCACUGUCCUUCAGGCUGCUUCGACAAUGCGGCUAUCGUGUUUCUCAAGACAUGUUCAUCGAGUUCAUGGACAAACCCACGAGGAGUUUCAUGGAAAGCAAGUGCUGUGGGGACGUAUUAGGGUUAGUGGAGCUAUUUGAGGCCUCAUAUUUGGGAUUGAAGGACGAAGAUAUUAUGGAAGAAGCCAAUCGCUUCUCAACCAGAGUCCUGAAGAGCAGCUAUCCGAGGUUAUUACUUCAUCGUAACAACGACCUGGCAGAACGUGUGGCCCACGCUCUGGAGCUCCCGAUCCACUGGCGCGUACGGUGGUUCGACGUGAAGUGGCAGAUCAAGGUCCAGAAGAAGAAGGUGGGCAGGGCAUUGAUUGACUUGGCUAAGGUCAACUUCAACGUGGUCCAAUCCGUACUCCAGAGGGAUUUGAAAAAAAUCUCCAGGUGGUGGAAGGAUCUUGGUCUGAUUGAAAGGCUGGACUUCACGAGGGAUCGAGUCGUGGAGAGCUUCCUGUGCUCAGUGGGACUUGCGAUCGGGACUGAGUUUAGCGGUUUCAGAAUACGUCUCACGAAAAUUAUAUUGAUGAUACUGGUACUCGACGACGUUUACGAUGUUUAUGGAUCCAUAGAAGAACUACAUCACUUCACAACUGCCAUUGACAAAUGGAAUGCAAGAGAACUGGAGGAAUUGCCUGAGCCUAUGAAGUUGUGCUUCCAAGCCCUAACUGACAUCACAGAAGAAAUUUCAGUGGAGAUCCAAAAUGAGAGAGGCUGGGAUGAUGAUAAACAAGUGCAGCCUCACCUUCAAAGAGUGUGGGGAGAUUUCUGCCAAGCGAUGCUAGUGGAAGCAAAAUGGUGCCGCGACGGACGAACCCCGUCGCUAAAGGAGUAUCUUACCAACGGCAGCGUUUCAUCCUCCGGCACGGUCAUCGCCGUUCACUCCUUUUGCUCAGUGUCGUCGUCGUCGUCGUCGGAAAUGAAAAGCAGCUUCUUGGAGAAAAGUGAUCACGAUCUCAUUCACAAUGUCUGCCUCAUAAUUCGCCUCUGCAACGAUGUUGGAACUUCCAAGGUGGAGCAAGAGAGAGGAGAGGCGGCAUCGUCGAUAGCUUGUUACAUGCGUGAAGCCGAUGCAACGGAGGAGGAAGCCAAGGAUUACGUCAAAGGAUUGAUAGCCGGAGUGUGGAAGAAAAUCAACGAGCAAUGCUUUGGGCAGCCGCCGGCGACUCCCCGGCGGUUCGUGGACAUAACCACCAACAUGGCGCGUGUGGCCCAUAAUCUGUACCAAGACGGCGAUGGGUUUGGAGGGCAAGACCACAAACGUCAUCACAAGAAGCAGAUUUUGUCUCUCCUCGUUCACCCUCUCUCAGGAUUGAGUCCUGUUGACCGGUCAAAGUAAAAAGAGAAUAGUUUGUAGAACGUAACUCAAGACAUCAAAUUUAAAAUGUUGAUUCAAAGGAAAACGGAUUGCAGUAAUGAAAUGGGUAGACUGCAGACUAAAGUAUAGUUAGAGGUUGUGAUUCUCUAAAUUGAUGUUUUUAAUCUAUUUGUUUAUAGUAAUUUGAUGUAUUGAUUAAAACCUAUGUAUUUGAAAAAUACUUUAUUUAGAGGUUACGAUUUUGUUUUUAUAAUAAAUUAAAGAAAUUUUGGGUAGACAAUUUCUUGUUAACCAUGUCACGUUUUAGUAGAUAUUGAUAAUCACUCAUUUUGAUUGAUUGUAGGUGGGUCUAUAAAUAAAGUUAUACAUAGGGAUGACAAAAAUAUCCGUAAUCGUGGAUAUCCGCCCGAAUUUGGCCUAAUCGGGUAGGGUAAAACCCGAACCCGAAGGACAUUUAGUGGGUAUGGGUAAAAUCUGAACCCGAAUAUUACGGGUCAUGGGUGGGCAUGGAUUUCUCACUAUCCAAUCCGAACCCGCCCGAUUAUACACAUGCAUAUGUAUUUUUUCUAGAAAUAAUCAUUAUUUUUCUCUAACAUAUUUUAUAUUUAGCAUAUAAAUAUAAUAUUUUCAU
Linum trigynum is the source of this 2392-nucleotide messenger RNA. The record is from the annotation of a GenBank genome assembly. NCBI's taxonomy places the organism in Eukaryota, Viridiplantae, Streptophyta, Magnoliopsida, Malpighiales, Linaceae.